GUUGCCGCUGUGUCGCCUCCCGGGCUGCUGCUCCCGGCUCAUCCCGGGACGGCGCUCAGCCCUGUGGGCAGAGACGGAGCCGUCGGUUGCCGCUUCCAGGAGAAACGGCCGCCUCUUCCCAGCAGAGCAGGCUCCAGUUCAACUUGGUCCUUCCAGCCGUGAUUAUCCCAGGCUGCAGGAGAGCAGCAAAUGGCCACAGCACAUCGGUGUCAGGAGCCCGUGAGCUUUGCGGAGGUGGCCGUGUAUUUCAGCAGGGAGGAGUGGGCGCUGCUGGACCCUGCGCAGCGAGCGCUCUACCGGGACGUGAUGCUGGAGACGUACCAGUGCGUGGCCUGGCUGGCGCCACUUCCAGGCCCCAAACCCGGGCUGAUCUCCCUGCUUGAAGGAGGGGAAGACCCCUGGAUCCCAGGUGUGCGUAGCCCAGAGGCCGUGCCAGGAGACCUGGGCCCAGCAGGAAUUGCGAUUACGGAUAUACUGGAGGAUAUGCAGGAAAGUGGUGUGGCCGAAAGGCGGUGGGGUAGUGCCUGUGUGGGGGAAAUCAGAAGGGAUGUUGCAGGAGGCCUGGAGCAAGGUCAGGGUGAGCACAUCAAGAAGGCACUGGGAGAGCAUCUGGAAGAGAAAGGAAGGAGCCCGCUGGGCUUCAACAUAGGUGAAAAGCAGGCUGAAGGACCCAGGAGCAAGGAUGUGUGUCAGAUGAAAAAGCAGAAUCCAUGCACUGAGUGUGGGAAAAGCUUGGAAAUAAAUUCCAGUGUCAUUAACCACCAGUACAUGCACACAACGAAGAGCCUGUACAAGUGCUCCGAGUGUGGGAAUAGCUUCGAACGGAGAGCCAAACUAACACGCCUCCAACGCAUUAACGCAGGAUGGAGAGCCUACAAGUGCUGUGAGUGUGGGAAGAGCUUCAGCAGAAGUUCCCACCUCACCUGCCACCAACGCAUCCACACAGGAGAGAGACCCUUUCAGUGCUCUGAGUGUGGGAAGGGCUUCAACAGCAGUUACAACCUUACCUGCCACCAACGCAUCCACACAGGAGAGAGACCCUUUAAGUGCUCUGAGUGUGGGAAGUGCUUCAAACGCAGUUAUGAAUUGAAGUUGCACCUGCGCAUCCACACAGGGGAGAGACCCUACAAGUGCUCUGCUUGUGAGAAGAGCUUCAAAAGCAAUUCUGAAUUGAAGCAGCACCAGAGUACCCACACAGAGGAGAGACCCUACAAGUGCUCUGAGUGUGGGAAGUGCUUCAAAAGCUGUGCUGACUUGAAGCAGCACCAGCGCACCCACAGAGGAGAGAGACCCUUUCAGUGUCCUGUGUGUGGGAAGCACUUCGAAAGCAGUUCUGCCCUGAAGCGCCACCAGCGCAUCCACACAGGAGAGAGACCCUUUCAGUGUCCGGAGUGUGCAAAGAGCUUUAAACGCAGAUCUCAUCUCAACACUCACAAGUGCACCCACAGAGCACAACGGCUGUAGAAGCUCCCCAAGACUAUGGGAACCUUCCAAAGCAGUUCCAGCCUCGUUACCUUCCGGCACUGCCACAGAAGGUACAGAUCCUGCAGAGCCUCAAACUUGUGAGGAGCUUCAGCCAAAACCCCAGCCUGGUUACGACCUGUGGCUUUGUGUUUUGAACCUUACAAAUCCCUUGAGUAGAGGAAGAGCUCGGCAGCCAAAAUCCUUCUUCUCUGCUGCUCUUCUUUCUCCUCUUUGGAUGCGAAUUCUGCAUGUUGCUCUCUGUCAGCUGCAGUCAAGGUGUUGAGCGGACACUCAAAGGAGAGUCCAGAGUGGGAUGUGUCACAGCCACUGGAAACCCUCUGCCAGGUGGCACGUUUCUGCCAGGGCAGUGUGCAAGGACAGUCACCUCUUAUCUCCCCUGUAGACACUCACCUGCUGUGGGGCAACAGGUGAGGACCCAAAGGAAACCUCAGCUGGGCCGAUACGUUGCCAGGAAGGAAGAAAUUCUGUUGGCUGGGAGUGUGGGAAGAGCUUCAUCUGGAACUCAACCCUCAGGAGACCCCAGAGAACCAACGCCGGGGAGAGUCCCUGUGAGUGCCUUGACUGCAGGAAGAGAUCCGUCCAGAGCUGGGAGCUCAUCACACACCAGUGGAUCCACGUGAGGAACCCUACAGACGUGCAGCCUGCAAGAAGAGCUUUGGCCACAGCUCAAACCUGCUGA
This is a messenger RNA of Gallus gallus (chicken), 2164 nucleotides long. RefSeq names its product zinc finger protein 34-like. The transcript is spliced from 5 exons. The record is from RefSeq and is a predicted model, not a curated record. Gene Ontology annotation, molecular function: DNA-binding transcription factor activity; RNA polymerase II cis-regulatory region sequence-specific DNA binding. Gene Ontology annotation, biological process: regulation of transcription by RNA polymerase II. The coding region runs from base 190 to 1464 and encodes 424 amino acids. Lineage: Eukaryota; Metazoa; Chordata; Aves; Galliformes; Phasianidae.